UUUAUACUGCUCCCUCUUCUUCUGUCCAACCAAUCAGGAAUGACAAUACGGAAAAAUUUCUACCCUCGCAGGUAUAAAAGCGAGCCUCAUGGUCGUGUUCGACAUUAGUUUGAAUCGUUCGUUCGUUCGUUUAAUACAAAGCAAAAAAUGACUGGUCGAGGUAAAGGAGGAAAAGGACUCGGAAAGGGAGGCGCCAAGCGUCAUCGCAAGGUCCUUCGUGAUAACAUCCAGGGUAUUACUAAGCCCGCCAUCCGUCGUCUGGCGCGUCGUGGAGGAGUAAAACGUAUCUCUGGCCUGAUCUACGAAGAAACCCGAGGUGUGCUGAAGGUUUUCCUGGAAAACGUUAUCCGUGACGCAGUCACUUAUACUGAACACGCUAAGCGCAAGACCGUCACUGCCAUGGAUGUCGUGUAUGCACUGAAACGACAGGGACGCACGCUGUAUGGAUUUGGAGGUUAAAUAGUUCGAACUGCUAACGACAAAAGGCCUU
This is a messenger RNA of Wyeomyia smithii (pitcher-plant mosquito), 490 nucleotides long. RefSeq names its product histone H4. The transcript has a single exon. The record is from RefSeq and is a predicted model, not a curated record. The coding region runs from base 148 to 459 and encodes 103 amino acids. Gene Ontology annotation, molecular function: DNA binding; structural constituent of chromatin; protein heterodimerization activity. NCBI's taxonomy places the organism in Eukaryota, Metazoa, Arthropoda, Insecta, Diptera, Culicidae. Gene Ontology annotation, cellular component: nucleosome. Gene Ontology annotation, biological process: nucleosome assembly.